GAAGUCUUGGUGCUGCUAAACCCUAACUUCCCAGGAUUUCUGAGUUUGUUAUGACAGUGAUUGUACAGUGGAACGAAGCAUUUAACCAAGUGGAAACCUGGCUGGAUUAUCGCUUUUGAACACGACGGUUUGCAUUUAUUUUCUGAAUUACUCGGCACUGAAAGACACCGUUCUUGAUUUAGUUUUUAACUUGAUCUAAUUGCAGCUAUUUGAACUGCUUUUCGGUAGGUUUCGUUUCUUCAGUUUUGGUCUUGCUGAAGAAGGGCUAUUUACAGGUUAGAAAAGAAAGUAUUGGAGUUGCAGAAUGGAAGAAGACGAGUUAGACUAUGACGACGUGAAAUUAGUAGCAGAAGUAAACGAGGAUUUGACACAGCUGCUGAAGUACAAGGUGUACAGACGGAGAUGGUUCCUCCUGCUUGUGACCUGUAUCCUGAACAGUUCCAAUGCGAUGUUAUGGCUGAGUUUUGCCCCUGUUGCUGACCAGACUGCUAAGUACUUUGAUCUUUCCUUGGACCAAGUGAACUGGUUGUCUCUGAUAUUCAUGGUUGUAGCUAUUCCUGUUGGGUUUGGAACCACGUGGAUGCUUGACACUUUGGGACUGCGAACUUCAUUGAUCCUGAGCUCCUGGUUGAACAUGACUGGUAGUAUUCUGCGUUUCCUCAGUAUUCUUGAUAACAUCCCUGUAGGACUGAGACACUACCCUCUUUUGAUGGUCGGGCAGACGCUGUGUGCCUUGGCACAGCCACUGGUCAUCUUCUCACCCACCAAACUGGCAGCAGUUUGGUUUCCAGAGAAUCAGAGAGCCACUGCCAAUAUGAUCGCCUCCAUGUCUAACCCUUUGGGAAUUCUGUUUGCCAAUAUCUUUUCACCGAUGAUUGUUGGAAGUAAAGAAAAAAUACCAGAACUGCUGGGAAUUUAUACCAUUCCAGCUGCCAUCGUCUGUCUCCUAGCCACUAUGGGGAUACGUAGCAGAGUUCCUCCAACUCCCCCUUCCAGCAGUGCUCUGGCUUCCAGCUCUGAGCCCUUCCUGGCUGGAGUGAAACUGCUGGUAAGAAACAAGCCAUACAUGAUCUUGUUGACAUGUUUUGGGGCUGGAGUUGGUAUUUUCACCAGUUUUUCCACACUCCUACAGCAGAUUCUAUGUGUCAAAGGAUACUCAAAUGACCUUGCAGGGCUGUGUGGAGCGUUGUUCGUUGUGUUUGGAAUACUCGGUGCCUUCAUCCUCGGGCUGUACGUGGACCGGACAAAGAAAUUCAUAGAAGUCACCAAAAUCAGCUUCUGUCUGGCUGCACUGGCCAGCAUUGCUUUUGCUGUGGUAUCUCAGAUGAGGAACCAGGGCAUUGCAGUGGCUGUGGUCUCUUCACUGUUUGGAAUGUUUGGGUUUGCUAUCUACCCAAUCAGUAUGGAGCUUGCUGUAGAGUGUUCUUAUCCAAUCGGGGAGGCAACAUCUACAGGUAAAAUUACUAUAAGCGCACAGAUACAGGGAAUUGUCUUUAUCAUGCUUUUUCAACUGUUAACCAAGCAGCUGGCUGAUGAUCCGCGAUACAUCUGUGCUCUGAGUUGGAGAGUCCCAACCCUGGUGAUGGCAGCUUUUUGCUCUGCGGGAGCCUGCCUUUUUGUGAUCUUUUUCCACACGGAAUACAAGAGACUCAAAGAGGAAGCAGUGGCAACCCGCAGCCAGGCUGUUGCACAGAAUAAUGAAAUAGAUGAAGAAGCAGAGCCAGAGUUACUGCAGGCAUAGGAUCAAACUUCACUUGGUUUUAUUGAAAACCCUGUUGUGUAGGUUAUUUUAUUUAUAGUUUUGUAAAUUUUUUAUUAUCUUAGCUCAAGACAAGAAAUGGUACUUCGUUAGCAUGCUGAAAUAGGUCAAGGUUAUUCAGUGCUCACAUUUCCUACAAUGCACAUAGUAUGAUUACAAGCAGCUCUGCCAAGGGUAGGCACACUGGGCUCUUCUAGUUCAUUCCAUUGCUAGACUUUGUUCAAACACAUACUUACAUUUUUUUUAAUUGCCCCUACUGACUUGGACUGGACUGGGAAAGUCAGGUCACCUACCCUGCUUGCAUUCCAGAGAAGCAGUGUCCUCAUUUGGUGUUUUAUAACCACCCCAUUUUUUCGAAAAACAAAAUACUCUCUGUAACACCACUGUUGUAAAGCAGUGUUUUUUUUUUUUUUUUUUUUUUUUAAACACCUGUUUAAUAAUAUGUUUAAUCCAACUGUGAAAUGUUGACAUUCUUACCGUAGGUACAACCACAGCUAAAAUGUGGGGUGGGGUGGGGUGGUGGGCAUUCAAUUUUGUGUGUUGAAAAUAUGUACAUUGAUUUUUCAUAGGACUGUGGGGUUUCUCAGUGUACACUAGCAGUAAAAUAAUCAAAACUAACAUUCUGUAAAUUAAUGUCCUCAAUAAAACACUUUUGCAUGCAGACUGCUGCAUAUCUUUCUUGGUGAACAUGGAGAAUGGCUAAAAUAUUCAGUUUGUCUUACAUCAUGGUGUUACAGUAUUUAAAUAUUAACAUCUAUUAAACAAUUUUGGCAGCUGUGACAGCACUGUUUUGUUAGUCAAAAACAUUGUUUUGUAUAUCUCAUACUUCAUAAUUAGGGCUGUAUUUUAGUCUAAAAUAGUUAUUGCAAGAUCUUUCAUGAUUUAAACAUAAUAUUUAUUAAAUCAGAACAAAAAUAGCAUUGUCACAUUCAAAAUUCAUAAUUCUCUCAAGCAUACAACAAAUGUUCUAAAUAUUUAAAUGCUUACCUGAAAAACAGGAAAUGCUAAAUGUUUAACAUUUUGUUUUUUAUGUUUAAAAGACAUUCUAAUGGCUGAUAAGAUGAUUUAGCCUAUACAUAUUUUUAUUUAUUUUUUACUUUCAAUGAUAUCACCAUACACUAAUGCAGUUUUUCUUUU
Polyodon spathula (Mississippi paddlefish) is the source of this 2896-nucleotide messenger RNA. RefSeq names its product solute carrier family 49 member A3-like. Gene Ontology annotation, biological process: transmembrane transport. The coding region runs from base 305 to 1741 and encodes 478 amino acids. Gene Ontology annotation, molecular function: transmembrane transporter activity. The record is from RefSeq and is a predicted model, not a curated record. NCBI's taxonomy places the organism in Eukaryota, Metazoa, Chordata, Actinopteri, Acipenseriformes, Polyodontidae. Gene Ontology annotation, cellular component: membrane. The transcript has 11 exons.